GGAGGGGGAGGGCGGUGGCAGUCGCCCCGGAGGGGAGUGGGCUUCGCAGGGAGGGGGCCCUCGGACGGAUCGCAGGCGGAGAGGGAGAGAGAAGGAGCGAAGAAGGGAAGGAGCGAGAAGGAGAAGGGCAGCAGGCGAGCAGAGCGCACGCACCGCCCAAGGCUUGCGCAAAGAGGAGGCAAGGAGGAGAGCCACCCAAGCCAUGGAGAAUGGGUUGCAAUGCCCAAGGUCAACCACCGAAAUCCGGAAGGAGAAGUCGCGGGACGCGGCACGAUGCCGGCGCAGCAAAGAGACGGAGGUCUUCUACCAGCUGGCACACACCUUGCCCUUUGCCCGGGGGGUCAGCGCCCACCUAGACAAGGCGUCCAUCAUGCGCUUGACCAUCAGCUACCUGCGGAUGCACAAAAUGUUGAACUCCGGUGAAUGGCGGGACGAAGUGGAAGCAGAAGAACAGGUGGAUGCUUAUUACCUGAAGGCCUUGGAUGGCUUCCUGAUGGUCCUGACCGAGGAAGGAGACAUGAUCUACCUUUCGGAGAAUGUCAACAAACACCUGGGACUCAGCCAGCUGGAGCUCAUUGGCCACAGCGUCUUUGACUUCAUCCAUCCCUGUGACCAGGAGGAGCUGCAAGACGUAUUAAGCCCCAGGCAAGGUUUCUCGAAGAAGAAAGAAGUCAAGACGGAGCGCAGUUUUUCGGUGCGCAUGAAGAGCACUCUCACCACCAGGGGGCGCACCGUCAACCUCAAGUCCGCCACCUGGAAAGUGCUGCAUUGCGCCGGGCACAUGCGCACCUAUGCGCCUGCCAAGCCCGCGGCCGGGAAGGAGACGGAGGGGGGCUUUACGGAGCCCCCUUUGCGGUGCCUGGUGCUGAUCUGCGAGGCCAUCCCGCACCCGGCCAACAUUGAGACCCCGCUGGACAGCGGCACCUUCCUCAGCCGCCAUACGAUGGACAUGAAGUUUACCUACUGCGACGACAGGAUUGCCGAAGUGGCUGGCUACACCCCUGAAGACCUGCUGGGCUGCUCCAUGUACGAAUACAUCCACGCCCUGGAUUCGGAUUCCGUCAGCAAGAGCAUCAACACCCUGCUGAGCAAAGGGCAGGCCGUGACGGGACAAUAUCGCUUCCUGGCCAGGAAGGGCGGCUACCUCUGGACCCAGACCCAGGCUACUGUCAUCUCCAGCAGCAAGAACUCCCAGCCGGAGAGCAUUGUCUGCGUCCACUACAUUCUCAGCCAAGUGGAAGAGACGGGGCUGGUACUCUCCUUGGAGCAGACGGACCGGCAAGGGGAACAUCGCCGGCUGCCCCCGCCCUGCCUCGAAGGGCUGGACUCUGAUGGGGCGCUCGAUGAACUGGACCCCAACGGCGGGGACACUAUUAUCAACCUCAGCUUCGAGCUUCGUGGGCCAAAGAUUCUGGCCUUCCUCCGUCCUGCCAACAUCACCGAAGAGGAGCUGGAGAUGGACCCCAAGCGCUUCUGCAGCCCAGACCUACAGAAACUGCUGGGACCCAUUUUCGACCCACCGGGGGUCCAGAACCAAGGAGGGGGCACCGGGCGGGCAAAGCCUCUGGCUGCCCCACUCAAGCCGUCAUCCGUGGUCAAGAAGAUUUUUGGAAACACCAGCCCAGCCGAGCUGCCGGAAGAACUGCUUUUUGACAUGGAAAAUGUCCAGAAACUCUUUGCUUCCAACAAGGAGCCUCAGCCGAUGGAGACCACACUGCAGGAUUACGAAGGCCUGGACCUGGAAAUGCUGGCUCCGUACAUCUCGAUGGACGACGACUUCCAGCUCAGCAGCACUGACCACCCUCCGUGGCUGGCCGAGAAGCGUGCUGGAGACCCUGGGGCAGGGGUCCGGCCGGGUUCUCCACCCCCGCGCCCUCGCUCCCGAAGUUUCCACGGUGUCUCCCCUCGCCCGCCUGAGCCGGCCAGUCUCCCCCGUUGGGGCAGCGACAACAGCUUGAGCCACGUCCGUUCGGCCCAGGCACCAGGAGGAGGGCAGUGCGGGGCAGGGCAGGUGGUGGAGAUGGUGGCCUCAGUCAAGAUCCAGGCCGUGCCGGAAGGGACCAAUCCAAGCAGCCAGGGAGCCUUCGCUGGGGGCAGGAAGAGGUCCCGGGAGCUGAGCUUGGAAGAAGAGAGGGAUAUCUUCCUGGAAGCCAGCCCUGCCAAGCGUGCUCAUAGCCACGAGGCUGACACCUUUCUGAUGCCCUCCCUCAGCCUGGGUUUCCUUCUGAGCGUUGAAGAGUGUUUGGAUGCCAGGUCCGGAGGUGCCAUGGCCCUGGGCAAGAAACUUCUCUCUUUGGAGGAACCUAUGGGCCUCUUAGGGGACAUGCUGCCCUUCGUGGUGGACGGCCCGGCCCUUUCCCAGCUGGCCCUGUACGACGGGGAGGACGAGGGCUCCUUGGUGCGGAGCGGAGGGCACUUCCAGCUCGGGGAGGAGCUCCUGGUGGAACUGGACCAGGCUACCUGAGCGGGCAGGCGGGCGACCAGGCGGGCGACCAGGUGGCAGCCAUCGCCGCACCUUCACCCCACACUCCUGCUCCGCAGCCGGGACAAACGGAACCAAAUCCAACCCCCAAAUCAUCCACAAGAGGCAGAGCUUUGUGGGGAGGGGGCCUCCUUCUUCCUCCUCCUCCUCCUCCUCCUCCUCCUCUUCCUCCCUCCGGUCCCUCUUUGCCCCCGAGCCUCCGCCAGCAUCCUCAGAAAUCCUUCCUACCUCAGUCCCUUCCCUCCCCAUUGCCCUCCGGAGACGGAGACGGCGAGGGAGGAAAGCCCCACCAAACGUAGGAGUCUGGUUCAUAUUGGGACUCGGUUUCCCGUUAGACCGGCGGCCCCAAUUCGGUGCUAACGUACCCUCCUGCGGUUCCUAGAAGAGGAACAAAAGGGUUGGGGUGGGGUGGGGGUCAUUUUAAGCACUUAGUCCCUAUCAGUGGCAAGAAUCCAUUCUCUUACAGACUCCCCAAGAGCUGGGGUCACUUUAGGACAUCCUUUCCCGGGUUGGCCAUAGGUGCCGAAGGACAACGCAAGUCCUUCGAAACCAGAGAUGCAAACCUCACUUUAGCGCCAAACUCCCUUGGCUCUUGCCAAGAAGGUCCCUGAGUUCCCAGCUUGUGGCAUGAAUGCAUCCAUUCCUGAAGGAAUUGGGACCACACAAUCUUGGGAGAUUCUUAAAUAUAUAUAUAAUAGGGAGGGUCUGAGACUUCCUUCACAAGCUUGCCUCAACCAGCAUCUUGGGAAACAUCUCACCUUGGUUUCCACGAACCGUCCAGAAUAGAUCUCAGCUGCAAUGGCAGAUUGGGUAAGCUGAAAAAUAUAGUUUUGACUAGGAUAGACUGCUAUUGCAGCCGGUGCUCUAUUAUUAAUAUUAUGAUUUAUUAUUAUUAUUAUUAUUAAUAUUAUUAUUAAUAAUAAUUAUUAUUAAUAUUAUCCCUGAAGUGGCCAAAAGUUCUUUCCCUCAGAGAAAGGAAAACCAUUGGUAUUUUGACCCUAUUUAUGGUCUUUUUAUGGUGACCGUUCCAAAAGAGGUCUAAAUGCAUCACUGGAGAAAAGGGAGCUUGAUCAUUUUUUAAAAGCUUGAAAAGAACAUCGCUCCCUCGUUGAACGUAUUUACACUUCUCCAGUAGUCCCCUCUAGUCAUUCUUAAUGUUUAACUUAAUUCUAAUUUUUAAAUUAACAUUUUACUUGGUUCUUUCAGGGUCUCAAAUAACAAUCGUUGGGUUCCAGAAGCAAAACCCAAGUUUGGACCUGAUUGAACCAAACAUUAAAGUUUUGUGGACAAUGGACCGUGAUUUAAAAAAAAUCCCAAUUGAGAAGACAAUGUUAAGGAACAGCCCUGUUAUUUACAAUCUGAAACUUGAAAAGACAAUCUUAAAAAGGCACUUUUCCUGAAUGUUCAGGAAACCUUGACUUGUUUUUGAAAAAUUCAAGGUGGGCUAAGCCCUUUUGGUUGCCGAACAGACGGACUUCCCUUAGGUUUAAUGCUAAAUUUAAAUCGUCAACCAUCAAUAUGAAAAUAGGUUUUUCGUAAGUCAAUCUUUCAGUCCAAUUUUCCUCCCUGAUUUUGGGAGAAUGGCAUUUUGAAGAGGAAAACUCUUUGGGUUUUUUUAUACCCCAAUCCCAAAUUUCCUUCCAAAACCAAUGAGACUAAUGUGUUGUUGAAGGCUUUCAUGGCCGGAAUCACUGAGUUGCUGUGAGUUUUCUGGGCUGUAUGGCCAUGUUCCAGAAGCAUUCUCUCCUGACGUUUUGCCCACAUCUAUGGCAGGCAUCCUCAGAGGUUGUGAAGUCUGUUCGAAACAGGGUAAGUGAGGUUUAUAUAUCUGUGGAAUAAUAUCUAGGGUGGGAGAAAGAACUCUUUGUCUGUUGGAGGCAAGUGUGAAUGUUGUAAAGGGGCAACUUGAUUAGCAUUUAAUGGCCUUGCAGCUGCAAAGCCUAGCUGCUUCCUGCCUGGGAGAAUCCUUUGUUGGGAGGUGUUAGCUGGCCCUGAUUGUUUUUUGUCUGGAAUUCCACUGAUUUUCAAAUGUUAUUUAUUUACUGUCCUGAUUUUAGAGUUUUUCUAAUAUUAGCAGCCACAUUUUGUUCAUCUUCAUAGUUUCCUCCUUUCUGUUGAAAUUGUCCAUAUGCUUGUGGAUUUCAGUAGCUUCUCUGAGUAGCCUGACAUGGUGGUUGUGAGAGUGGUCCAGCAUUUCUGUGUUCUCAGAUAAUAUGCUGUGUCCAGGUUGGUUCAUCAAGUGUUCUGCUAUGGCUAACUUCACUGGUUGAAUUAGUGCCUUUCAGAUGUCAGACUAUGCAGAGAAGCCAUUGAAAUCCACAAGUAUGUGGACAAUUUCAACAGAAAGGAGGAAACCAUGAAAAUUAAAAAAAAUCUGGCUAGCAGUAUUUAAAAAAUUCUAAAAUCAUGACAGUAAGUAAAGAACAACACUCAGUAAACAGGGUAUUCCAGGCAGGAAGCAAUCAGAACCAGCUAACACCUCCCAAAAAGGAUUCUCCAGGCAACAACAGCCAGGCUUUGAAUCUAUAAGGCCAUUCAAUGCUAAUCAAGCUGGCCAUUUGCAACAUUCACAUUUUCCUCAAACAAACAAGAAUUUUUUCUCCCACCCUGGACAUUUCACAGAUAUAUAAACCCCACUUGCCUAGUUUCCAAUAGACCUCACAACCUCUGAGGAUGCCUGCUAUAGAUGUGGGUGAAAUGUUAGGAGAGAAUGCUUCUGGAGCGUGGCCAUACAGCCCGGAAAACUCACAGCAACCCAAUGAGACUCACUUCGAAGUAACUUGAAGUUUUUUGCCUAUUGCUCUCCCUUUUAUUUAAUUGAUCCUAUGCAUGUUUACUCUGAAGUACAUCGUAUGGUGACAUUCAAUGGGAUUAAUCUAUCCCAUGUCAGCAUGCCUAGGAAAAAUUUUAACCUCUGAUGCAUCUUAUUUGAAUAUUUUCAGCAUAGGAAGGUAUCUCGUUCUUAGCCAUUGUGAAGACAUGUGCCAGGAAACUCAUCAUUGCUGGAAGUGACGGAAACGUAUCCAAAUCCUUGCGCUUAAGAACGAGCUACCUUUCCAUUCUGCCCAAAGAGAAAAAAAAAGAAGAGAAAAAACCUUGCAUACACCUGCACUAGUUGUCGAAGAAUUAAAUUGCCUUACCUCUUUUAUAUCCUUUGAUAUAAAUGAGGCCACCGUAGUAUUAGUUGACGCUCAUCGUAGGGUUGCCCCAAAUUCUAGGAGGGAAAGGCUUCUCGAGAAAAUAGACAAUUGGACAAUGAUGCUUCUCCCGACACUGGAGAAGUAUAAUUGGAUAAACCAUUUAAAACCAUAGGUAACUUUCCCUGCGUGGAUGCAGGUAACCCAAGUUAUCAAUCCAUUUGUUUGGAAAGGGGGCAGGGGGACGACACACGAAUUUCUCCCAAUAGUCUCGGUUUAAAAACAAAUUUCGGUUUUGUUUUUAAAUCUACGUAGUCCCUUGGUAUUUUUGGAAGCUUUUAGCUUCAAAUCUUUUGGGAGCUAAAGGUGGGAUUUUUCCACCCAUUAAGUCAUUUCCACUCGCCGCCCAUCCCUUAACUGUCCAAAGCUCUCAGAGAGCGAAACAGAGUGUUAGGAGACAGUCUAAGCGAAGCCAGUGUUUCUCACCCUUUCCUUGGGUGUGUGUGUGUAUGUGUAAUCAUAUGGGAAUUGCCAGCCCCGGACACCAUCGGAAGCUGAGCGAUCCCAACUUCUUUUCAGCCAGACUUGCUAGCAAUGGAAGCAAGAAGGAAACCCAGUGGUUCAUCCUAAGCUUUCCACUUUGCUGGCACCUUCCUUCUUUCCCCAAGCAACGGGGCAACUAGGUAAUAGGGACCCUAUAGAAGAAAGGGAAUCCUGGGGCAUUAAAGGAGGAACUUUGUAUGGAGGUCUUUGAACUUGAGGCCUAUUCACACUAUGCAAUUACUGUAAGAUCUCCGCUACUUGGGCAUUACAUCCCCAGCCAAAUCAUGGAUGCAACUGAAUGCCAUUAAAUGAGCUGAAUUCUGGCAGAAGCAUGCAUACAGAUUCCUGUAGAGCAAACUUCAGCCCUCCAGAUGUUUUGGACUUCAGCUCCCACAAUUGGCUCUUAGGAAUUGUGGGAGUUGAAGUCCAGAACACCUGGAGGAUUGAAGUUUGCUGGAAGUCUUACUGUGUACAAUUCAGUUACUAAGAUCCUGCAGAAACCCGGAGUUUCUGAGAGUUCUGGAUGAUUCUCCCUAAUCUUGUGGUAGGUAGGAUCGUUAUGCUCUAAUUGCUUAGUGUGAAUGGUUCCCCUUGUCCCUGUUUUCCUCCAGUUCCCCCCCAAAGUGUUUCGAAGGGCAAGAGCAAAUUCAGAAGGUUCGAUUACAAUGCCAAACUUUGGUUGGGUUUCAGCCCCUGCUUCCAACCGAACCUGGGGCUGUCCAUCUGCCUUUUAAAACAGAAGUACCAACACAACUUGGCCGGGACCAACAUCCUUUGGAAAACGGGCAUAUCAACCCUGCUUUUCCUUGUUUAUUUUAUGAGCCAAGUUGAGUAUUGCAGCCCAAGAAGGGACCGACGCUGCCCUUAACACCACUUUUGCCUCCUUCGCCAUUCACCUGUGCCUUCACGUUGACAACGUCACCAGCACCAAAUAUAGCAUGGUUCUUUUCUUUCAAGAGAAAAGUCCAAAACCCAACCCCUUCCGAUCUUUUCCAGGUUGGAAGACAACGCAAAAUUGUCAGUGGCACCGGAGAAUGGGGAGAAACAGGCUGCAUUUCCCCCAAAGUAUGGCAAGCGAGGAAGACGAAGGUGGCGGGGAACAUAUGCACCCCCCUUUUUUUACAACUACCUCCCUGUUUCCUAACAUGCUUCCUCUUCCCCCUUUUUUGGCCCUUGCCUUGCCUUCACUUUCCAAGCCACUCGGUUUGAAAAGAAAGGAAGGAAAAAGAGGGGUAACGGAGGGAGGAGAGGGAAGGAGGAGUCCCUUUAGUUGGGCGCCGAGGUCUCCCAAUAUACAAGGCUAGUUGACACACCACACGUUAUGUACAUGUACACACACACACCAAUGCACCAAUGCACCAACCUUACGGAAGCAUGUGCAAUCACACACAAAGGUUGGGUCGCCUUCGACCCGAGGCAGCUCUCUCUCUCUUUUACUUUUUUGUCAAAAAGCCGCACUUGUUCGCACGCACAGAACAAUAGAAAUCUCCAAGCCAGGUGAAGAACACGGGAUGUUAAUGUCUCUUUCUCUCUUUUUUCUUUUUGUUGUUGAAUUAUUUCUUCUAAGGAAGGAGGACCCGGAAUCGCCACCGUGCCCCUCUUCCCCAGUGUUUUGAAUAUUUUUUCCCUUUUUCCUAUCCGGUUUCGUUCUGUUUUAAUUCUUCCCAGAGACUGUGGUUUGAAAUCAUUAUUCCGCACUUUUCUUUCUUGUCGAUGUUUGUUAUCGUAGGGUUGUUCGCUUGUUUAUUUCUCGUCUCGUCCCCCUCCCCAGAAAAAAAAAAAAGCCUGACACGGCGGCCGCUGUGCCACCUCUCUCCUUUUUAAACCAGUCCUGCUAAUUUUCCAAGGGAGGGUUGUGUCUCUUGUUCUCUCUGCCCCCCAACAAAAACAAACAACGCACACAUUUUGGUGCUUGUCGUGUCCCGGGUGAAAACUCUUUCGUGGGCACGCCGCUUUGGCAUGCAUUGCGAGCCGCAGCUAACUCCGCCAUGUUGUCAUGCGAAUCGAGCAUGAGGUGCUAAACUACCUUCAAGUUGUGGUGCUCUCGUCCCUUGUUGUGGUGGUUUCUUUAUGGCCCCAUUACGGCCAUGGUGCUCUCACCCACCCGCGUGAACCCCAAUAUACCUGCAACGGUGGCUAGCUUACCUAAGAGACUGUGACAGUCAAUCCUCCCACCUUUUAUUCUCAUUCAGCCCUCUCCGGUGGUCAGUGGUUUGGUAGCCCUAACCCAGGUGCCAGGAUUAUUAUUAUUAUUAAUCCCUCUCUUGAAUACAUAUGCCCAAGGGCAACCGUCAGGCCACCCAGAGGCUGAGGUGCUAGUCCAGUGGAGGGUUGGACCCACUUUCUUCCUGCUCGAAAGGCGAAAAUUUAGAUAGCUGGCCAGUGAUGGACACUCCAGGCAGAGUCAACAGUGGGGCUGGAUCUAUGCUGACCAUAUAAUAGAGUUUGAACUGCAUUCUGUGGUCAAUGUUGAACCAUAUCAUGCAAUCCAGUGUAGCUUUAACGGCAUUAUAUGGUUUUACAUUGAUUGUAUAAUGCAGUUAAAUACAGUUCAAAUGACAUUAUAUGAAUCUACAUAUAAAUGCAGUUCAUUACAGUUCAAGCUGCAUUAUAUGGUUUGACACUAAGCAUAUAAUGCAGUCCAUAUAAUGGAGUUUGAGCUGCAUUCUGCCGUCAGUGUUGAACCAUAUAAUGCAGUCCAGUGCAGUUCUAACUGUAUUAUAGGGUUUGAUAGUGAUCAUAUAAUGCUAUUAAAUGCAGUUCAAAUUGCAUUAUAUGACUAUACCUAUAAUACAGUUUAUUACAGUUCAAGCUGCAUUAUAUGGUUCGACACUAACCAUAUAAUGCAGUCCAUAUAAUGGAGUUUGAACUGCAUUCUGCGGUCGGUGUCAAAUAAUAUAAUGCUGUCCGGUGAGUUCUAACUGCAUAAUAUGGUUAGACAUUGAUCAUACAAUGCUGUUGAAUACAGUUCAAACUGCAUUAUAUGGAUCUGCAUAUAAUGCAGUUAAUUAUAGCUCAAGUUGUAUUAUAUGGUUUGACACUAAGCAUAUAAUACAGUCCAUAUCAUGGGAGUUUGAACUGCAUUCUGCUGUCUGUGUCGAAUAAUUUAAUGCAGCCCAGUGCAGUUCUAACUGCAUUAUACGGUCCAACCCUUAUCAUAUAAUGCAGUUAAAUACAGUUCAAACCUCAUUGUAUGGCUCUACAUAUAAUGCAGUCCAUUACAGUUCAUGCUGCAUUAUAUGGUUCAACACUAAGCAUAUAAUGCAGUUCAAACUCCCAAUAAAUGGUCAAUGUUGAACUAGCCUAAGGUUGCAAGAACGAAAGCCGGAAACAUCUCCUGUCCCUUGAAAUGACAUAAGUAGAGCAAUGGAGUCAAAUUGCAGGGAAAGAUAUGCCAUCUAAACAUUAGAAAUAACUUCCUGAAGAUCAGAGCUAUUUAACAGGAAUAUGCUGCCUCGAAGUCGAGGUUUUAAAGCAUAGGCUGGAUGGCCAUCUGUCUGCAGGGCUUGGAUUGGGUAUUCCUGCCACUGCACUGAUAGCCCUUGUAGUCUCUUCCAUCUCUAUGAGUCUAAAAGGGAAUUUCAACAGGUCUUUUACCUGGUUGUGAAAUAUGUGCUUUAGAUAAUAGAUUAUAUAUUAAAGGAAUAGGUAGCCCUCUCCGGUUUUCACUCCAGCAACCUUAAGGUGCAUCUAUACUGUAGAACAAAUGCAGUUCGAUACAACUUUAACUUCCAUGGCUCAAAGGAGUUGGAGUUUGGCAGGCACUGGAUUAAAAAGAAAAACUCUUAAAAUGAAAAUUCCCAGGAUCCCAUUGUAUCGAGCCAUGGAAGUUCAAGCAGUGUCAAACUGCAUUUACAUUCAAUGGUGUAGAUCGGUGUUUCCCAAAUUCUGCUCCUUGGGCGUUUUGGGCUUCAUCUCCCAGGAAUGCUUGAUGGGAGUUUAAAGUGCAAAGGAGUUUGGGGAUCAAUGGUAUAGAUGCAGCUUUAGUCAACAUUGGGGUCCAGAUCUGGCAAGCCUAGUUAGCGCAUGUGCAUGAAUUCGCCCCACAGAACUCAAUAGGAGUGACUUUUGGAGACUGCGACUCCCAGAAUCCCUUAACCCCCUUUCCCCAAAUGGUAAAUGCGCUUAGCUCUGCAGUUGUUUCAAGAGGCAGCUAUGGAGGGGUAGAGAACAACGGCAACCAAAGAACCCAUCGCUCUGUCUCUAGUGGCAAAUCACUGUGCCGCUAUUGAGGCCCCGGUGCUCCGUCCCUGCCUUUCGCGGCUGGGGCGGCUGGGCCAAACAGAGGAUGCGGAUCUCUUCCUUCUUUCCAGUGCUGCCUAUCACUGGUGGUACUGGGUGGACGCUGGGAUAUGCCAUCAUCUCGUUCCAGAAGGAGCACAGGUUGUUUUAAAGAGACACAACCCUCCCGCUUUCUGGCCACGCUUACACACGCACAUUGCUCCCUCGCCCCAAAACGUUUGCCAUGCCAGCCAGCGCUCAAAACGGUGAGAUCAAUGGCUUUCAAAAGGCCUCCGGAUCAAUAAAGGUGGGCAAUUGGUUCCCAAAUAGGGUACCCAUUAUGUGAGUUAUUCUCAAAGGUCAUUAUCGAUGGAUAGUAAUAUGAGCACCAUUAUAGAUUUUACCCCCAAGAAAAGACGUCUUUGGAUAAAGCGUAAUGUUUGACAAUUGGUUUCCAAAUAAGGUCACCAUUAUUGAUGGAUAGGUCAUUCUCAAAGGUAAUAUGGUCACUGUUAUUGACUGUGCCCUUGAGAAAAGGCAUCUUCGGGCGGUGGGAUCAGUAAUGUUAGACAAGUGUUUCCCAAACAUGGUCACCAGUAUUGAUGGAUAAGAUAUUAUCAAAGGUAAUAUGGUUACCGUUACUGACCGUCCCCUGGAGAAAACAUAUCCACGAAAUUGCGUGUGUUUCCUACAACAUUUGGGCUAAAUCCCUGACAAUUUAUCAUUCUGGAUUCUGGGGGUUCCAUCUAAAACUUUUGGAGAAUCAAAGGUUAGAGACAACUGUGUUUCAAAGGCAAAUUAUGAGUUUUUCUUUCAACAUUUAAGGUUUUUUGAUCUCCAUGGUUUUGGGCUUCAGUUCCCAGAACUCUUGUCCAUUUAUUAUUCUGGAUUCUGGCUGUUGGAAUCCAAAACAUAUGGAGAAUCCAAGUUUUGGGACUAUGCUUCUAUGGCAAAUAGUGGGCAUUUCCUACAGCAUUGAGGUUUUUGACUCUGUUUUUGGCUUUGAUUCCCAGAAACCUUGUCCAUUUACCAUCUUGGAAUCAAAUGUUAAGGAUGUGGACUAUGUGGAUAUUUCUUACAGCAUUGGAGUUUUUUAACCCUGUUUUGGGCUCCGAUUCAGGAAUCCUUAUCCAUUAAAUGUGCUGGAUUAUAGGUGUUGGAGUCCAAAACAUCUGGAUAAUCAAAAGUUAAGAAUGGCUAUUUUUCAGUGUCAAAUUGUGUUUCCUACAAAAUUGUGGUUUAUCUAACACUCGUUUGGAGCGUCAAUUCUUAAUUCUGUCCAUCCAUUAUGGAUGCUGGAGUCCAACACAUUUGGAGAUUCAAAUGUUGAGUCAGUGGUAAAUUUGGUUCGAUUUUGCUGUCAGAUUUGACUAGAGUCAGGCAUAAUUUUCAUGCAUUGACACAGUUAUAUUCCUAUGGACGUCUGCAUCUAUUUCAUCAUCCUCUGGGAUUUGUUGUUUAGGGAGUGGUACUUAAAAUCCCCAGAAAGAGAGUUCUAAUGCCUUCCCAGACUCUAAUGAUAAAUACACACAAAUGUCUAUAUUAGACAAUGUCGAAGAGAUAAACACUAUAAAGGUUCAAAACAUAAAAAGAGAUGUGUAUAUUAGAGCAACUUGCAAAGGCCACAGAAAUAGUCAGGCCUCUCUGAGUAUAGAGCUAUCUUCUAUGUAAAAAGGAUAAGCGAAUACUAUAAAGUUUCAAAACAUAGGUUGCACUAUGUAAUUCAGAGCACCAUAUACAUAAAAUAUUACCUGAGAGUAAACAACAAUAAUGAAAAUAAUAAGUACAGUCAACUGUUAUAAUCCACAGUAGUAUCUUCCAGACUGUAAUAGUCUCCACUAUUUAAACAUCAGUUGAAUUUGGCAACCAAAAUAAUAUAAACACAUUCAACCUUUGCAAAAUAAUAUUGGUUAAUAUAUAUUUUUAUGUUUUGAACCUUUAUAGUGUUUGUUUAUCUCUUUGACAUUCCCAGACUCUAAACCAGGCAUGGGCAAACUUCGUCCCUCCAGGUGUUUUGGACUUCAACUCCCACAAUUCCUAACAGUCCAAAAUACCUGGAGGACCGAAGUUAGCCCAUGCCUGCUCUAAAACUUGGGAUUUUGGAUGUUGCACUGGCUGUGAAAGCAAAGUCAUAGUGCUAUAAUUGUGCAGUGUGACAGUGUGCCAAGGACUGCGAGAUACAAAGCUCUUUGCAAUGCAAGAAUUCACCGGAGGCAGACUUUUUAAUAACAUGUUUGAAAGCCAUUGAUCUCAGGUACGACAAAACCUGGCCCUUACAGGUUUGGAGAUGAAAGCCCACUGCACCUUUAAGUGCCUCUCAAGCUGAUUUUCGGGAUGAGAAUGCCAGCUGGAUCAACGCUGCCAUAUAAUGGAGUUUAAAACUGCAUUAUAUAGUCAGUGUAGGCAAGGCAUGGGCAAACUUUGGCCCUCCAGGUGUUUUGGACUUCAACUCCCACAAUUCCUAACAGCCGGUAGGCUGUUAGGAAUUGUGGGAGUUGAAGUCCAAAACACCUGGAGGGCCAGAGUUGCCCAUGCCUGGUGUACGACCAUAUAAUGCAGUUUCAGAGUCCAAUAUAUAGGUCUACACACUGACCAUAUAAUGCAUUAUAUAGCAGCGUUGGCCUAGCCUUAGCUUUUCCAUGAAAGAACGGAUCUCUUUCCUGGCAGCUUCAAUGAUCGAUCUGCCAUGGGUUUAGUGGGCCACCAAAUCAAACUUUUGGGCUAUCAGCCGAAGAAGGGCUCGCUGGCAAUGGCAAAAGGGUUGAGGGUUGGCUCUUUCAAAGGGGAGCCGGUGGCAGGAGGUCGCCGUGUCUCUUUUUCAAGGCUUUGGGCAUCUGUUUAUAUGAUAUCGUUUUUAUAUAUCUUGUUUCCUCUACCCUUGUGUACGGUUAAUUUCCUCCUCUCCUUCUCUGUAUGGCGGGAUCAGAGUCGGCCCCCGCUGCGUAUGUAUCUAUCGCUGUUGUGGAACAUUAAAUACGUCUGGUAACAUCA
Messenger RNA from Anolis carolinensis (green anole), 13374 nucleotides. It is a transcript of the gene hif3a, whose product is annotated as hypoxia inducible factor 3 subunit alpha. Gene Ontology annotation, biological process: cellular response to hypoxia; regulation of transcription by RNA polymerase II. Gene Ontology annotation, molecular function: RNA polymerase II transcription regulatory region sequence-specific DNA binding; protein dimerization activity; DNA-binding transcription factor activity, RNA polymerase II-specific. Lineage: Eukaryota; Metazoa; Chordata; Lepidosauria; Squamata; Anolidae. The transcript has 15 exons. Bases 203 to 2464 code for a protein of 753 amino acids. The record is from RefSeq and is a predicted model, not a curated record.